Labrus mixtus (cuckoo wrasse) is the source of this 3676-nucleotide messenger RNA. It is a transcript of the gene nfs1, whose product is annotated as NFS1 cysteine desulfurase. Lineage: Eukaryota; Metazoa; Chordata; Actinopteri; Labriformes; Labridae. Gene Ontology annotation, cellular component: cytosol; mitochondrion; nucleus. Gene Ontology annotation, biological process: [2Fe-2S] cluster assembly. Bases 243 to 1589 code for a protein of 448 amino acids. Gene Ontology annotation, molecular function: pyridoxal phosphate binding; cysteine desulfurase activity. The record is from RefSeq and is a predicted model, not a curated record. The transcript is spliced from 13 exons.
ACACGUUUAGAUUUUAUAACAACAUUGGAUGUCGCAUGUUACUGACAGGCGGCAAGGUUUUAUAAACCAAACCAGACUUCGCUUUUACAUUUCCAACUUGUCUUGAAUUGUGAAUAGUGUUGUUCACCUUCCUCUUCGGAAACCAGUCGUUUAAACUGGUUCGGACCGGUGUACGCAGGUGUUUUUUGUUUGUUGUUAUCGGAGGUCAGCGGGUCUCCAGGUGAAACCAGUGCGCACUCAAGAUGCUUUGCCCGGGCAGGACCGUCUCUUCCCUGCUACUGAGGCCGGCCUCGUGGAUCCCUUUCCGGAUGGGCUCUGACGGGAGAGCCGCCAGCACUCAGAGAGAGUUGAUAAAGAAACAGGAACUGGACAAAGAUGAGCCCCGCCCUCUUUACAUGGACUUCCAGGCCACCACACCCAUGGACCCCCGGGUGUUGGACGCCAUGUUACCUUACCAGGUGAAUUAUUACGGUAACCCUCACUCCAGGACACACGCCUACGGCUGGGAGAGCGAGACUGCCAUGGAGACAGCCAGGAAGCAGGUCGCUGAUUUGAUUGGAGCAGAUCCCAGAGAGAUCAUCUUCACCAGCGGAGCCACCGAGUCCAACAACAUGGCCAUCAAGGGCGUGGCCCGGUUCUAUCAGUCCAAGAAGCGUCAUGUGAUCACCACGCAGACUGAACAUAAGUGUGUUCUGGACUCGUGCAGAGUUCUGGAGUCCGAAGGCUUCAGCAUCACCUACCUGCCGGUCCAGCCGAAUGGACUGGUGGACUUGGAGCUGCUGGAGGCCUCCAUCCGUCCGGACACUUCUCUGCUGUCUGUGAUGACCAUCAACAACGAGAUCGGAGUCCAACAGCCCAUCGACGAGAUCGGUAGGAUUUGUCGUUCUAAAAAUGUCUUCCUCCACACUGAUGCCGCUCAGGCUGUCGGCAAAGUACCCAUCAACGUCCACGACUGGAAGGUUGAUCUGAUGUCCAUCAGCGGUCACAAGAUCUACGGACCUAAAGGUGUGGGUGCUUUGUACGUGCGUCGCCGGCCUCGGGUGCGUAUGGAGCCGCUGCAGAACGGGGGUGGGCAGGAGAGGGGGCUGCGGUCUGGCACUGUCCCCACCCCACUGGCUGUCGGGUUGGGAGCCGCCUGCAGCAUCGCCGAGCAAGAGAUGGCGUAUGAUCAUCACAGAGUGUCCACUCUGGCUAAUCGUCUGAUCCAGAAGGUCACGUCAGAACUCCCCGAUGUCAUCUUGAAUGGAGAUCCAGAACGAGGCUACCCUGGCUGUGUCAACCUAUCGUUCGCUUACGUGGAGGGAGAGAGUCUGCUGAUGGCGCUGAAGGAUAUCGCGCUGUCAUCGGGGAGUGCUUGUACGUCAGCAUCUCUGGAGCCAUCGUACGUCCUCAGAGCCAUCGGAGCAGAUGAGGACCUGGCUCACUCUUCCAUCAGGUUUGGUAUUGGCAGAUUCACCACAGAAGCCGAGGUGGACUACACGGCAGAGAAAUGCAUCCACCAGGUCCGCAGACUCCGAGAGAUGAGUCCUCUGUGGGAGAUGGUUCAGGACGGCAUCGACCUGAAGAGCAUCAAGUGGACUCAGCACUAGUCCCCUCCCACUUCCUGGUUACUUCCUGGCUGGCAAUGACAACUACAACGAUGACGACCAUUAUUCCCAGGAAAAAAAAUCUGGGAAAUGGACCAGCUUUCCCUUCCUGUACACAAACACGCACAAACUUCCUGUCCGACUUGAAGUCUGUUUGUAUCUGUCGCUCUGUGUCUCUGUAGGCGCUCCUCCAGCUGCUUUCUCAGGAGAUGUGGCUCAGAGAGUUGACUCGAACAUGGCAACCUCUGUGUGUUGUCUGUUUGUUCUGUUGUUUCCAGCUCGUGUGGGCCAACAUGUUGCUUCUGUGUCGAGCCGUCAAGAGGCCGCGACACCUCAGUCCUGUAUCACAAAGUCAGGUCAGCUUAGGCUGGCUCUCGUUGAUGGUUUCUUGGAGAACGUCAGCCGUGUCUGGGUUUACUGAUCAAGCUACAUCGUUUUCUUUUUUCAAAGAUGGCGGUUGUCUGUGCUAAAUCGACUCCUGCACAGAUCAAUCUCAGUAAUUACUUAGCUAAAGCUUCCUCUUACUUACGCUGAGAUGGCAGUUUAAAAAGUCACUCCAAACAGCACCCAGAGAAGUUUACUUGUUGCCAACUCGAGAAAAAGCUGGCUGGGUCAUCGAGCUAUUUAAUGUCUCAAAACGUCUCUGUUCCUCUUUAUUUCAUGUCUGUUUUUUUGCUAACUCGGCACGUUUGUCCCUCAUUUGAUCUUCUGAAGGCAACUUGCUCUAGUGCAGGUCAGCCACUGCAAAAACUCCAAUCUUAACACGUGUAUUUGUCUAAAAUAUGCCAUUACACUUAAUAUUUAUUUGUUAAGUGCUUUGAUAUAAGAUGUUCUUACUAAUUUGGAUAGAGCGUCUCAUUUCAAGACACUUAAGUCAGUUUUGCUCGUUGCAUUGGAAGAUAUCUUGUACUUCUAACAAGCAGCUCAGGCCGUAUUCUGGGGUUUUUGUGUCCUGAAAUAAGAUGUUUACGUGGACCUGUCAGGUGAAAGUGGCUUUUAUUAAGUGUAGUGAGAUACUUUUGAUUAGAAGUUGAGAGACCCAGAGCUUGCUGGAGGGAUUAUACUGUAUAUCCCUUCUGGCCUGGGACCGCCCUGGGGAGAGGGAAGUCUGGGGCAACUUGUUUAGCCUGCUGCCACCGUGACCCGGCUCUGGAUACACUUCAAAUCCACUUGCUAAGAUUUGAGUUGUUGCAGUGCACAGCUUUUCAUGUUUCUUAAACACAAAUACAGCUGCCGAAACUGCAAAACCUGCUUUGUGAUACAGGCUCUUUUUUUAUUUUAUCUCUAUUGAACCUUUAUGGUUAGUUCCACUGAGAUCUGUUUCAAGCGGAUCUGGUCAAGAAUAGCAACAACAACACAGUUUCAACGAUAAAAACACUCAAACUCACACAGUACACAUAAUAAUGAGAAAAGCAUCGGCUCAAAGAGGCUCUUAAAAGGUAAUCGAGAGUUCCAGUGAGGUGGAAACAAUUUGGAAGAAUGGGCAAUGUUACUUAGGCGAGACGUGGGAUUGCAACUGAAGGCAGCAGACCUCAAACGGUCGAUUUGAUGAUUCAUUUAUAAUUCUGUGAGUCCGACCUUUCCUCUUGCUGAGUCGUAGAUUCUCUCCUGCUCUGUUCACAAGUGAUCCACAGCCCUUCUCUGUCUCUCACUCGCUGCUUUUCUUUCCACAUCAGUGUUCAAUAAUCUCUAGCAUCAUGUCGGUGUAUCGGCAGCGGUUCUCUGGGAAAAUCCAGACGAUCACUGCGUUACCUGCCGUGUUUUAAUUAUAUUGUUUAACUCUGGAACACUCUACAAGACUGUUAAACCCAACAGAUGAUUUUUUCAUGAUGGUGUAGAGAAAUAAAAAAACAGCUAAUACCUGAAAGUCUGGAUAUAAAAAUCUGGGUUGAUAUGUUUGGGUUUCCGUCCUCAUGGUCUGGGAGGAUUUUUUAAAAGUCUUGUAUUCUGUUCCUGAAUAUAGUCAGCUGAGCCUCGAACUGUCAUAUUUGUUAAACUCCUGCAUCUGUCUUCUACUGUUACUCUUUAUCUUACUGAUUAUUAUCCAAUAAAGUUCUGCGUCAUGGUUAUGCAAUAAAGUUUUGUUAUGA